This is a messenger RNA of Hypanus sabinus (Atlantic stingray), 3318 nucleotides long. It is a transcript of the gene fastkd5, whose product is annotated as FAST kinase domain-containing protein 5, mitochondrial. The coding region runs from base 132 to 2630 and encodes 832 amino acids. NCBI's taxonomy places the organism in Eukaryota, Metazoa, Chordata, Chondrichthyes, Myliobatiformes, Dasyatidae. Gene Ontology annotation, molecular function: RNA binding. Gene Ontology annotation, cellular component: mitochondrial matrix; ribonucleoprotein granule. Gene Ontology annotation, biological process: mitochondrial RNA processing; regulation of mitochondrial mRNA stability. The record is from RefSeq and is a predicted model, not a curated record. The transcript has 2 exons.
CUUAUGCGCACGCGCUGAAUUCGAGCUUUGUGCGCAUGUGUGGAGGCCAGAAUCUGGAGAGGCCUGGCGAGUCAACCUUUGAGGCCCCUUGAAGUACUGGAGAGAAGCCAAGUGCCAUACUCUUCACUGACAUGGCUAGGAUCAACUCCUGGAAGCUUCCCAGAAGAAUCUGUAACUGGAGAACAUACUCAAAGACCAUUCGAUGCACUGAAGUGACGAGACCUGAAGAGAAGAAAGAAAAUGACAACAAGAAGCCAGGUGUAAGGUUUGACAGGACCAAUCUCUUCUUGUCUGGCACAGACUAUAAAAUAUAUUCCUGUCCUGCAGCAUAUGCUAGUGCUAAAAUCCAGGCACAGCAAAAUGCUUCCAAUGAGACAAAAGUUGACAGAGAUGCUUUCCCAUUUUUCCUGGAGCAUGUUCCAUCCAAUGUAGGAAUCAAACAAGUACGUAACACCUACAUGGUGACUUGUUCUCGCCGAUUGUCCAGCAUCAGAAACACGUUGCUGGAUCUGGCUUACAACAAGCCCAGUGAAGACCAGCAUAGCGAUACCUGGCGGACUGUGACUUCAAAGGAAAAAGCAGAGUUAGACAUUGUGGAGGUCUAUGAUACAAAAGAAGACCCUCGAGGAUUCCAGAAAAUUGUAAGUGCCUACAAGGAUCUUUGUUUUUGCAGCUCCGAGCAGAGAGAGGAACUCACUGUGAAAGAGGGGCAGAAGAUUCUCUGUAAUGUUUCCAUCUUGAAAAGCAGCCUGACCCCAGAGACCAUAUCUGACUAUGCUUGGCACCUCAGCUGGUUGCCAGCUGAGCAGCACAUGCUUCUGAAGGCUGAUUUCCGUUUUGGAAUGCUUUGCCAGUACAGCAUUGACAGCCUGGGUGCAUUCACUUUGCAUCAGCUUUUCCAACUUCUCAAGGCCAUGGUCCGCCUUCAGGUGCCCUCUUCCCACACAUUGCUGAAGCCCCUCAACGCUGAGUUUUGCCGCCGUGUGUGGGACAUGGAGUUUAAUCAGCUCUUGUACAUAGCUGACCUGUGGCGCUACCUUGGGUACAGUGUGCCACGGUACAUGGAACUAGUCCUGAGCUAUGUGGGCUUGCGUUGGAAAGAUCUGACUGUGCCCCAACUAGUUCAGCUCCUUUACAUAAUUGGGGAAAGGCGUCAAGCCCCUGCAGAUCUCAUGCAGAAACUGGAACUGCUGCUGUCCAAGUACCUGGACCAGAUGAAUGUGGAGGAGAUUGGAGCUUGCUGCUUGGGUUUCUUCAAGUCAAAAAAUGGAUUUUCUGAGCAGCUGAUGAGGAGGAUUGGUGACAAAGUUGCUGCAAAAAUGGAAGACAUUAGCAAUUAUAGCUUGGUGAACGUGUUGAAGAUGUUCCGCUAUACACACGUGAGCCACAUGCCUUUCUUGGAGCGUCUAGGGGAGGUAGCAGCUGAACGGAUUCCUAAAAUUGGCACUCAGGGGGUAAUGCAUAUUGUGUUGACAUGUGCAUCGUUGCGCUAUCGAGCCACUCAUCUCCUGGAUUCUGUUGCUGCCAAGGUGCCUUCAACGGUACGGUACUGUAGGAGCAAAGACGUUGCCAAAUACCUCUGGUCCUUUUCAGCCUUGAAUUAUGAGCCUGAAAAUGCUACUGAAUUUUUCUCCAGCUUAACUGAGCAGUUGCACCUUAAAAUACAUGAAUAUCAGCGUUUUCCAGAGCAUUUUCUCACUGCUUUGAUGGCACUGGCAUUUAGUCAGCGCUUCCCUCACAACCUGAUCGAUACUGCUUUGAGUCCGCAUUUUAUUAAGUUGGCAACCAAUGGGAGUCCAUUUGAGCUGAAGAAAGAUCUCUUCACACUUGAUGGAACGGUGGCAAUUGAGUGCCCCGAUUACACAGGCCACCGCCUCCCCUUGCAGUUACGGCAGGAAGUCACAGAAAUGCUCUGGAAUUUUGCCAAGCAGGAUAUUUGUGUGAAGCCAGAGAUGGUUGAAGCAGCCACUCUGCUGCAAGUCAUGCUCGGUGGCCCUCAGUUUGUAAAGAAACAUAUGAUUUUGCCGCAUACCAGGUCAGCUGACCUUGAGGUGCACUUUGACCCCACUGGUGUGCCACUGCCAUUCAACACAGAAGCAGCAGACGAGGACUUGAAAAAACUUGAACUGAAGUUCAAUAGUGUUCAGGUUACUGACGAGCUAAUAUCCCAACUUGCCAAAAACAGCACCGGCAGAUCCAAUUUAAAAAGGGGCUCUGACAGUUUAUGCGUGAGAGAAGAUGGGUUUGUUAAAGAUUUGCACAGAACUGAAGACAUUACAGAAGGAAGCCAUGUAGGAUUGAAUCUAAAGCUAUUUAGAAAUGAUGUUCCCCUUACAGACAGUCUCCUAAGUUCAUUGACUAACUCGAAGAUGGCAAACAACAAUACUGCUCACCAUCCGAAAGAACCAUCAGAAAUCAGAAAACUUGCCAUUCAGGUAUCUAACCGUAAUCACUACUGCCACAGUUCCCACAUUCUUCUGGGAUUGCACAGUAUGAAGAGGAGGCAGCUGGUACGAGCAGGCUAUGUCGUCAUAGAGCUUCCUUAUUGGGAGUGGGUCCCAUUAAUGAAAAGAACUCGCUCUGAGAAAAUAGCCUACCUGCAUCAGAAGCUCUACAAUUCACUGGGUUGAAUUGAAUUGUCUUCCAGAAAGGACAUACUAUUUUUACUUCCUGAAUUAAAUUCAGAAAAAAAAGUGAAUGAGAUAAUUCCAUAUCAAGCUCUUUGCUCUGUUUUGUGAACAAUUUCUUUUGGAGGGAAUCUACUGGUGCAAGAAACUUGGCUUCAUUAGAACAAUUGGAUUUUUUUGGUAUUGUUAUAACUGCUAUUGUUAGUAACCCAAAUUAGCUGUUAUGUUUUCUGUGAAAACCAAUUUCUUGUUUUACUCCUUAUUCGUUCAAAGGCCCUGACACAUACUACAUCGUAUGACCAUUGACUGUUAAGCCACCUGAGCAUCUAUAGCUUCAUUUUGUGAAACGAGACACAUUUCUCUUGUGCAGUGCUAAUACUUGCAUAUUCACUUGGUCUGUGAGCCACUGAAUUACAAUUGGACAUGAGACUUGAGCUACUAUAAUCUUCCCCUCCCAGCUAAAGGACAAUGAGAUAAUCUUUAUGAUAACUUUGCCUGACUGCUAUCAGCUAGCCACCUUGUGCCUCGUUAUGAAAGUUCUUCAAGCAACUCAAUUCAUCUAGAAUUAAAUCAAUGAACUUCCAGAUGACAUGAUAAUAACCUUGUGCAGAUUAAAAAGUCAGCAUACUUGUUUAAAUAUCAAACAUCAUUGUCAAUCAAGAAUAAUUAAAGUCUUAUUGCAAGAAUUUUA